AAACAGUACCACCUCGAUCUUCUCUUAACUCUCUAAACCAAAUAUUUAUAAUGGCUUCUUCUUCAGUGUUGGGACCUUUUUCAGUUCCCCUGAAACAUCAUAAUCACUGGUCAGGCAGGAUUAAUAAUCCAAGCUGCUGGAUCAGCGCCCCCAUUCGCGGAGAUGCAAGCGCGCCGAUCAAACACAAACAGAGCAUCAGCAGGUCGCGUAAUUUGGCGGCGGCAGCGGCAAUUAACGAGGCAGAUUCGAAGAUUGUUAUUAGGAGGAGGUCAUCAUCGUCGUCGUCAUUAUCCAAAGAAGGGAGAUUUGCGCGCAAGGAAGCGGAGAGGCUGGCUUACCUGGUGGCUGCGCUGCUGUCCAGCGUUGGCGUCACUUUCACGGCCGCCAUGGCUGUUUUCUCCAGAUUCUCUUGGCAGUUGGAGGGUGGGGAGUUUCCGGUGGCGGAGAUGCUUGGGACCUUCGCUUUGUCCAUCGGAGCUGCCGUGGGGAUGGAGUUUUGGGCUCGGUGGGCACACAGAGCAUUGUGGCACGAUUCUUUAUGGGACGUCCACGAGUCGCACCACAGAGCUAGAAGAGAAGGAGCAUUCGAGGCGAAUGACGUGUUUGCAAUAACGAACGCGGUGCCGGCCAUCGGGCUGCUCUCCUACGGUUUCUUCAACAAAGGCCUUCUCCCUGGUCUCUGUUUCGGCGCCGGAUUGGGGAUAACGGUGUUCGGGAUGGCGUACAUGUUCGUGCACGAUGGGCUGACCCAUCGACGCUUCCCAGUUGGGCCCAUAGCCAACGUCCCUUACCUCCGAAGAGUUGCCGCUGCUCACCAGCUUCAUCACGCAGACAAAUUCGACGGCGUUCCUUAUGGGUUGUUCUUGGGGCCUGAGGAACUAGCAGAGGUUGGAGGCACGGAUGAGUUGGAGAAAGAAGUGCAAAGAAGGAUUAAGCGCUCCGUUUGAUAUGUUUCUUCUCAAUCAUUAUCUUUUUCUCUUUUACCCUUAGCUUGUACAGUCAUUCUUUCUUCCACUUCGAAUCAAAACUCUGUUCGAUGUUUAGGCAUGAUGAUUUAUUUGAACUCCAAUCUAGGAGGUAGGUAAUGUACACCUACAAAAGGGAAAGUGCAAAAUGAAGAAGCGUGUUAUGGAUAAGGAAAACAUAUAUAAUUGUAUUACAGAUUCUCUACUUAUAAUACGAUCGAG
Molecule: messenger RNA, 1187 nt
Organism: Linum tenue
Lineage: Eukaryota; Viridiplantae; Streptophyta; Magnoliopsida; Malpighiales; Linaceae
Source: the annotation of a GenBank genome assembly